Messenger RNA from Venustampulla echinocandica, 1569 nucleotides. RefSeq lists its product as uncharacterized. Bases 1 to 1569 code for a protein of 522 amino acids. The transcript has 4 exons. Lineage: Eukaryota; Fungi; Ascomycota; Leotiomycetes; Helotiales; Pleuroascaceae. The record is from RefSeq and is a predicted model, not a curated record.
AUGGCUGACCAAUCUUAUACAACUAGACUGUACUUCGUCAGAUUACAAGAAGAGACGGCCAUGCAGAAUCUGUGGGGAAGCACGAUCACCCGCGAGGAAUUAAAGCAAUCUAUCAAGCGCCUCCGGGAGCUAGACCAGCUCCCGGAGAUACCUAGAGACAAUCUUGUGAACCUGCGAGAUGACCCUACUCGUCGGUUGAGUCUUUUGAGAGAGCAAGAGAUCGCAAGCAACUUAGCAUUUCUAUCCGCCACAUCGGACGAUGGCCUCAAGGUUAUGGCUGUCUGCGUUGAGGAGCAUUGCAACGGGAAAGGCAUCACUAUUCGAGUAGCGUCCAAUUCAGGAGACUGCUCGGCCGUCACUAACGGAUUCGACAAGCUUGCAAAAGUCUUGGAGAAAGCUGCCGGACGAACGAUAGCCUUCCGCAAGGUUGUUGACUUAGAUCUAUAUCGAAUUUUGACCCGCUUACGAUCACGUCAUGCGAAGAUUAGUUGGAAAACGGCUGGGAAACGGGCUCUCGUCGAACAGUUGCACAAUGCUCUCCAUGAUUCUUCGAUCAGAACCACAGCAGCGUUAACGAAAAGCAGGCGUGAGGUACAAGAUCUAGGAAGCCUAUUUGCCCAUCUCGAGAGCCUAACCGAGGUGGAUGCCGAAAUGAAGGAGGUUGUUGGGGCGAUUGUGCAGCAGAUCUAUGUGUUCUCCUCUGCCACCAAUCUCAAGUUAGCCCUUCGGACUUCAGCACUGGCACCCAGUUUGAAGGCACAUCUGCCAGAAGCAAUCGAGUGUCACGAGAACCUUGGUCGCAUCUGCACUAUGUUGAAAACUACCAUAGAUCGCAAGAUUCUGCGAGCAUCGAGGUCAAAAAAGGCGAAGCGAUAUUGCUAUCCUAAUGAGAGUGUUGUUUUACCACUUGCAUCCUGGUCAUCUUCAGGCGUUUCUGGGAGUCUGUUGGAUCGAUCUUCAACAUCCACGAUCCAGCCACCACCUCCUCUUCCUAGCCAAGAGAAAGGCUCGGUCGAGGAGCACUCUCGGUGCACUCCAAUGCCUCUGACUCCGCCCACAACGCCUCCGCGACUAGAUCGCGAUAGUAGAACUCCGUCAGAGACGAAGACAAGUUUAACCGCGCCUGAUCCUAGGGCAGAUACAGGAGGCCCACCAAGCCCAGGUCCUCUGCUUACUAUCGACGAGAUAGAGCUGCCAUAUUGCAAGUCGAUUGAUCUGACAACACCAUCAGUCUUUUUGAGGCUGGAGAAUCUCUCCCUCACCUUGGAUUUCCUUCAAGUCUUUUCAGGUCAGUUGUCUAUUACAUGUGGAGAAGAGAUUGCCGCGUCAAGGAAAGGGGAUCGCAUUAUCAACAUUCAAGAUAUUCCGACCACUAGUGAGCUUCAAAUGACCUGUACAGAGGCUUCAAACGAGCUUACCUUCUGGCUGCGAAACUCUCGUGAUGUCACUAGCAAGAGAAGAAUGUUGUGCGCGCAGAGCAAAUCUAGAUUAGUGGGAAAAGACGGAUGCGGCCAAGUUAGCAAAGGAUUUAGAUACGGCAUGCUUGGGAUAUUAGGCCCAGUAUCCUGA